AUGGUCCAACCUGGCGUCGACGGCCUCGACACGCCGCGCACAAACGUUGGCGACGCGACAUAUCUCAGACAGCCAGACUUCGAUAUUUCGCAAGAAGCCUCCUUCCAGUCACCGGCAAAAGGCAACAACAACUUGCUCCAGCAAUUGCGCAAUGGCCGUUCUGGCGGCAUCAACCUUCGCACCCCGCGGGGUCGCGCUCCCUUCAUGGACCGAAAGAACCUGCCUGCAGGGCUGGGAGGGGCAGAGUUCACCCCAAUGCUCAAGUCUGCAACAAGAAAUAGCGCGCGCCGCGGCUUCGGCAAGGAGAACGGCGCCGUGCCCAACACACCUGCACUCGAUCAGCUCGAUGGAGACAUGACGCCAAUUCCCAAUAUCGACACCUCCAUGUACCACUCCCGUUCUUUUGCGGACCGCACACCGCUCCCCGAAGUCGAUAGUACAAGCACGACAUCUACACCGCUAGUCGUAUUACCACGUCGAGAUGGCAAAGGCCCGUUGCAGGAUGGUAAUCAACUCUCGCUACGAGAGCAGGAGAACGUCAUCGAUAAGAUCGAAAAGGAAAACUUUGGCCUUAAGUUGAAGAUUCACUUCCUCGAGGAGGCUCUGCGGAAGGCCGGCCCCGGGUUUAGCGAGGCCGCUCUGAAGGAGAACACGGAUCUCAAGGUCGACAAAGUGACAAUGCAGAGGGAGCUCCACAAGUACAAAAAGCAUCUGACUUCGGCGGAAAAGGACCUUGAGAGUUACCGUCAACAAAUGAUGGAGCUGCAGGAGAAGGCCAAAAAGAAGUAUGCGGAUCAAAAGCAGCUGGCCGAAAUUGAGCGCCUGCAACGAGCUUUGGAGGACAGGGAAGCCGACCUUGACGACAUGCAACGCCAACUGGAUCGGGAUCAACAAGACCAAGGCCAAGUGGACAAACUUCAGGACGAGGUUGGCGAUCUUGAGGCCGAGAUCCGCGAGAAGGACCGCAUCAUCGGCGAUCAUGAAGACGAAAUUGACGAUCUCAGGUCCAAGUUGGUGGACAUGGAAGACAAGAUGAAGGAUACACAACGGCGGAUGAUUGAGCUUGAGCAGAGUGCGCAAUCUAAGGACGAUUUGGAUGAUGCUAGAGAUACCAUUGACGACCUGGAAACGAACGUGCGCCGAUUGGAGGAGCAAGUCGACGAAAUGAAGGGCAAGCUGAAUCAGGCCAUUGCGGACAAGGAGCAGGCCAAGGGCGACCUCGAUGAGCUUCAGGAGGAAUUGGCGAACAAAUCUGUCAUGACCAAGGGCCUUUCCCGCCAGAAAGAAGAGAAGCUUCUGCGGUUACAGGCUGAGCUGGAAGAAGCAGACACGAGGUUCGCGGACCUUGAGAAGCAACUAUCCGACGUCGUCAAGGAGAAUGACAGCCUCAAGGCCGCCGCCAAAGAAAGUCUCCGCGAACGCGAAGCUGCAGACCGAGAAAACCAAUCACAACUUGGAAGGAUCGAGAAGCAGCUUUCUGAUAUGACCAGAGAGAAAGAUGAACUGAAGGCAGCCGCUCAGGAGGGCCGCCAGGAGCGAGCACUUUCCGACCGGGAGCACCAGUCAUUACUCAAUCAGGUGGAGGACCUUCGGAGCGAAUUGCAACAAACGUUGGACGAAAAGAACCUGUUGCAGACUCGGCACGAGGCAUUGACAAACGAGUCAAGGUCUUUGCAACGCGACGUGGAACGCCUUCAGCAGUCUGUUGACGAACUGGAAGAGAGCCUCGCUCAGGAGAGAGACCACGCCUUGGAGAUUGAACGUGACAUUCGCAGUCAGUACAGGGGCGAGAUCGACCGUCUCAACGACGAGAUCUCCGAUCUACAAGCCGAGAUUCGCGAGAAAGAUAACCUUUACGAUAAUGAUAGUGAAAAAUGGGAGACUGACCGUCAAACGCUGGAGUCUGGACGAAAACGGGCGGAAGAAAAGGCGGCCGGGCUAGAGCGAACUAUCGAAAAGUUGCGCGAAGCAGAGGGUAACCUGUCGUCAAAGGAAUCAAGAUUACAGGAAGCUCUUGAGAGCGAAGCCCAGCGCCACAAAGACGAGCAGGCAUCUCUAAGCCGACAAAUCGAUGAUCUCCAGCAAAACCUCGAGACACGGCAAGCCAUGCUCACGGACCUGCGCAACGAGCUCUCCCAAGUUCAGGACGAACUCCGUCAAACGCAGCUCGACUACCAAGCGCAGACAGAGAGAGUCGAGGCACUGGAGGACGAGGUCGAAGUCUUGCAGACAACUCUCGACGAGGAAUCCGAGCACUCUCGGGAGGAACUUGAGGCGGCUAGGAAAGAAUGCGAUGCGCUGAAUCAACAACUGGAUGAGCUUCGCCGUUCAGCAGAUCUAGCUCGAGGCUCAGCAUCGACUGAACAGGAAAACGCUACGAAGUCCAACCAGACAAUAGACCGCCUCCGAGCGCAGCUUGACGAAGCAACCUCUCUCGUGUCCAAGUUGAAUGGGGAGAAGGAAUCCCUCCAAGAUCAAAUGCAGAAACAGCUUUUGGACUCAACUGCCCAGGCAACCAAGGUUUCUCGCGAGAAGCAGACACUCCAGGAUCAACUUGCAAAUCUCAACCUCAAGAUGCAUUCUUUGCGAAGCUCUUUGGCCGAGGCACAAGCAGAACGAGACGAGGUCGAAAGUGAGAUGAAACGCAUGCACAACAACGGCGAGGAGACAUUACGCGUCGAUCGGGAGCGACUGGACCUGAGGACAGCCAAGAUGAAGCUGGACAACGAGGUGCGAAGACUCAAGGAUGAGAAUAAGAUCUUGAUAGACCAGAUGCAGCUGGCCGAGAAGUCUCUCGAAGAGGAGAUCGAGAAGGCUGCCGAAGAGGAGGAUCGUCUCAACCAGGAGAUUCGUCAACUCCAGGUCAAGCUCCGGGAAGUCUCUUCGUCGGAGGGUCAUGAAUCCGCUGCUACAAGACGCACCAUCCGCGAACUUGAGCGCCGUAUCAAGGAUUACGAGGAUCAGUUGGCGAUGACACAGCAACUGCCCGCCAACAACUCGGGUGAAGGUAACAGCGAAAUAUCCCUCAUCCGCCGCGAUCUUUCAACGGCGCGGCAGAAGGAGAGGGAAUACCUUCAACGUGAGGCAGCGCACAAGGACGUCGUCAGAGGCCUCAAGAAGCAAAUCACAGAGCUCGAGAGCAAAGCCCACGAUGCUGAAAUGUCCCGCCUGAUAAUGUCACCAGCGUCAUCAAGCCCCUCGACUAGGAAGUCCGAGGUCGUGGAACUUCGCCACCAACUGUCUUCGGCACAGCAGUCCAUCCACGACCUGAAGACAAAGGCACGCGACGCCGAACGCAGGGCGACACAACUCGAGCGAGACUUCCAGACCCAACUUGAAGAACUCGAAGAUCAAAAGCUCUCCCUCGAGCAGGCUCUUGAUGAUGCGGAGCGGGAGUCUGAAGAAGCCGCUGCCCUUCACGAGAAAGCUUUGGGCAGACUAAAGCAGAAGCUCGAGAGGGCUGAGCAGGAUCGCCAAAUCGUCGGUCAUAGCCGCCGUGACGUCGGCAACAUGUCAUCUUCCGAGCGCAAGGAUCUCCAAAAUAUGCUCCGGAGGACACAGUCAGAGGCUGAUGCACUGGAACACGACGUGAUCCAGCAGCAGGAGACCAUUGACACCCUCAUGGCCGCUGAGGCGUCGCUCCGGCGCAAACUAGAGAGGGCGCGCAGCGAACGCGCAGCUUACCGCCUAACUGCUGAGAAGUUGCAGAAGGAUAUCCGCGACCUCAAGUCUCAGGCUGCCUCAGACGCCAAGGACCAGCGCAACGUCCACUUCAUCGAUGAGAGAAUGAGAGAGACGGACGAGGCACUGGAGACUGUCAUCCGGGCAGCUGAGAACGCGGAUGCGAAGCACACCAAAGAGCUUCGCGGCAUGACCCUACAGAUGGAGUGGAUGCAGGCACGGUGGAAGCGGGAAGUCAGCUUGCGUGCGGAUGCUGCAUACGCAAAGAAGUUCUUGCAGCUGGAGCUCGAUGUUGCUAAUGCAUGCAACAAAGCUCAGCUGCGCGAACUGGAGCAGAUUCGGUGUGACCUGCUUGGGAGCCGCCGACCCCUGCCACCGACAUCCUCGGCGCUCGCGAAGAAGGACACCACCGGCGGCGCCGGUCCCGGGCGACCGACGCUCAAGACGGUUGCGACGAUGGCGCGCUUCAUUGCCCGGAUGCGCAUCUCUGCGCGCGAGUGGGCCAAGCACGAGGCCACGCGCCGUAAACUGGCGGAUUGCGUCGACGAGAUGCGCAAGACCAAGAGGAGGAAGCAGCUCAAGGUGGUGUCAACAGGUCACGUCGAGGCCUGA
Colletotrichum chrysophilum is the source of this 4293-nucleotide messenger RNA. RefSeq lists its product as uncharacterized. The coding region runs from base 1 to 4293 and encodes 1430 amino acids. NCBI's taxonomy places the organism in Eukaryota, Fungi, Ascomycota, Sordariomycetes, Glomerellales, Glomerellaceae. The record is from RefSeq and is a predicted model, not a curated record. Gene Ontology annotation, cellular component: microtubule organizing center. The transcript has 2 exons.